GUUUUUCAGACCGGGGAAAAGUGAGUCCUCCGCCCGUUUUUUUUGUCACAUGGAUCUAUUUCAGGCGCAUGGAAGGAUAUGGAAGUAACUGCAGAAAGACGAGAUUUCCGACACUCGGACUGCAUAACACCGCCGGAGCUGAGGCGCUGAUCGGUCAAAGGAGAAAAAGAACGUUACCUCUACAACCUACUUCAAGGCUUGAAAAGGGACCAAAAAUGCAGUAUUUUGCAUUGAACAACGGGCAGCAACAGCAGUUUGGAUCGCAUUUUCAACGCACACAAGCUGCUCCACAUUUUACCCAUGAUGGACAGGGAAAUCCUCAAGCUGCGACUGCAAAUACCGUACUUCAGCACAGGACGGCAAACUCAGGAGCCCAGCCAUCGCAGAGUUCUCAUUUCAACUUUCACAGUGGAGCAUACCCUGCAAGGCCGUCAUUAAAUAGGCAGACCUCUGCAGGUCCUCAUCAUGUCUCUUCUCAUCAGAUGGGUGGAGUGGAUCCUUACAGUUAUUCUAAUAUUCUUAGAAUGUUGAUUGAAAACUCACCAUCCUCAUCAAGUAAUGUGCAAAGUGGAAACCCUGGUUUUCAGACCUCGUAUGGAUAUAAUGUUGCAAGGCAGCAAGAUUUACAUCAGAAUUCUGCAACGCAGAGUCAGCCUAUGAGGAUGGCGACAAACGCUGUGUACUCUCAAGAAGACAUGUCGACUUACUGGAAACAGACACCCGUGUCUCUUGACACGCAAUCAAAAACAUCACAGAAUGUUUGCAGCAGCCCUUUAAUGUCUGCCUCUGCAAACUCACAGACAGUUCAUAACCGGCUCUACAGACAAAACAGCACUCAGCGUGGAUACUCUCCUUCCAAUCCACCAACAAGUUCUAAUAUGGCCAACUCCCUGCCUUUCAGAAAUCCCACGACUGCAACAACAAACCUUUCCCCAAGUGCGCAGGUUUUGUACAAUACCAACAUGAGUCAGAAAACUCAACAAUUCCCAUCUCAACUCUGCUCAUCAUACAGUAGCGGUGUACACGCUAACAAUGCUCAUAACCCAAAUUCAUAUAACCAGAAUAAAGCCAGCGUUUUUUUGACAAAAUCAAAAGAGCCUCCCUCUAAUCCAGAGGGGGCAAUCAGGGGCAAUAUGAAUUCGGCAUACUUAGGUCAGUACACUGCUCACCCUGAUGGUCCACCCCCACCAUACAUUAGUUUGACUUACAGAGGCCAGCAGGGUGUGAGUAACAGCAGAAUGACUGUGCCUAAUCAAAAUACACAACCUGUGACUUCAGCUUUUCCUGAAACGUAUAAACUGGAUUUCAUCUCGGCCAGACCUCUCCAUUCUGGACAGUCUUUAACUGAGACCCCUGAGAGUGCUAUGUCAAGAGCAACCCACCCUGCAAAUGUCCCAUCCCAACAAAACUCUGCACCCGAUGUCUUCUGUAGCAAUCCAACAGGAAAUGGAAGUGGCAGAAGCAUGCCAGGCAACACAUCUCUUCCUACCAAUAACACUAUUUCAAAUGGGCUUCUCAAUAAAUUGCUGAGUGAUACUCAUCCUUUGGAAGAGGCCACUUCCACACUGAACAAGACCCAUUUAUCUAAGUCAAAGAGUUGUGAAAUGCAGGAAAUGCAGUCAGCAGUCAAACAAAGUGACAGCUCUGUUCUCUUGUCGCCUGGUCACACAGGAACAAGAGCUGUUGCUGUUGUGCAGCCGCUGUCUUUGGAAAGCUACGCCAGUGUGCGCACACCAUCUAUUGCCACAACAAGUGAAUCUUCAAGUCACCCGGAGAAAAUAUAUAUUUUGGCAAACCCAGUGGGUGUUCAUGCCAGAGAAGAAUCUAACCUUUGCUCAGAAUAUGCAAGUCAAGAGGGUUCCAACAAAUCUAGAGCAGCUUCAGAUGAUACUGUUGCUUUGUUGACUUCAGUUCCCCAGAACUCGGCGCUCAAAUCUGUUGUAGAUACUAUCAUUGCAAAAACUAUUGAAAAAUUUGUAAUUUCUGAAGCACAAGUAAGUCCUAAAGACUCAAGUAAGCUAGAAACAGCUCCAACUGCUCAUACUUUUGAUCUAUCCUCACUCCCAACAACUGCAUGGACUAAUGCCAACCUAACGAAUUUAAUAAAGGAAUGCGAAAAGACUCAGAUUAACCUGAAGCCUCCUACAGAGACUCCUGUCGGAGAACAACUUAUACACAUGUUUUGGAAUAGCAGUGUCAGACAGUUAAUAGAGGUGAUCAAGGCAGGUGGCCACCAAAAUCUAUUCGUGAACGUUCAUCAACACCUCAAGACACAUGGGAAGUCAGACUCCGUCAUACUGUGGCAAGUAAAGCAAGGCUGUAUGGAGCAACUUAAAAACUGCCAUGUCCUCAAAGACGGCGAAGUCUAUUCAGAAGCGCCUUACAAGUCAUCAUGGUUGAAUGUCAAUGGGCAGCUGAAUGACAUAGACAAUGAAUCUGAGUGUCAUGUAGAUCAGGUGAAGACUGUGAACCAUAGUCCUCCACCAACUUUAAGGGAUGUUCCCAUAGAAGUCGUACCAGGAACACAGCUUGAGCCUGUUAACUUGUGUGUAGAAAAACAAGCCUGCACAGCUGAACCUCCCUCAACUCAGGCGUCCUCCCGUAAUGAGAAAGCACUCAAACCUGCUUACCCAGGUAAAGGAACCCAAGCCUCCACUAUUGAAGAACCCUCAGCUCAAACUGCAACCCCCGAGGAGAUGGAGUUUGAACCUGCUUGCCCGGCUAAAGAAACACAAGCCUCCACCACCGUAGCACCUUCAGCUCAAACUGCACCACCCAAUGAGACAGACAGUGUAGACUCUAGUGACGAGUGUUACUCAUUUAAAAUUGAAGUUUUAUCUCCAGAAGAAGCCAAACAUGUGUUUGGGCAAAUACAAAGUAGUCAAGCAAAGAAUGUCGCGAGCAAGUCUGUGGAGGUUAAUAGAGAUGCAACACUGAGCAAGUCAGAGUCUGUCAAAAUGGAACAAAUUUGCUGCGUUACAAAGUGGAUGCAAACAAUUUUAGGGGCGGAUGCUCCUAAUGUGACUAAAUGCAAAUGCAAAGAAGAACAAAGUCCUAAAAAAAUAACAGACAGAGUCCUCAAAGUUAACCCUACCAUGGAAAGAAGUGCUCCAAAGAAGGCCAAGGAGAAUGUUAAACGAAUUAUGACAUCAAGUCGCCCAGAGGGUCCCAAUAAACUCCUUGAAAUCAUUGACUUAACUGACAAUGACAUCAUACCUCACUUGUCAUCUAACCAGCAACCAAAGAACAUUCCCCACAUAAGUAAUAACACCCAGUCAAACGUCGUAGUCAUAUAUGAAAGUGCAGAUGAAGAUCUGUCUACCACUGAAACUGAAAUUCCCCGGGUGUUGCCAUAUCUAGGCCUUAAGAUGUCAGAAUCCGGGGAUGAGUGUGUGCAAGAAGAGAACAAAUCUGCAGAAACCGUGCAAAUGAGCUCUUCAGUCAGUAGCGAAAAAGAACCCGAAAAGUUCUACGGCCCCGACGACGACAGCUCCUUAAAAACAUCAAGCAACGGUGAAUCUGCACAUCUGUCGGAGUCACCAAUGGAAAGCAAAGCUGACCUCAAGACAACUUUCAGCCGCUCUGUCAAACAUAAAAGAAAAUGGAAAACACUAAGCAGUCAUGACAAUCUUUUUCCACCACACAAUAAUUCAAAGAAGUGCAAACGCAAAGUUGCUCGGGAUUCUGAGCGCCACCUUGAGGUUCCUUCAGAACACACGAAGGUUUCUUCUGAAGUCAUUCCGGCUCAUCCUCUCCCCCCAAAUGCUAGAACUGUAGAGUUGGUGCUGUUUGGUUCGACGCAAGGAGAGAAGCGUGUUUUAAAAGACACCAGAAAGAGACAUGUGUCAUCUUCAGAGGGUAUGUCUAAUGAGGCACAGAAGCCUCCAGAUGUUCUCUCUGUGAACCUCGACUCCUCGGGGAAGGAGCCCAGUGAAGCUGUCUCCAGGGGGGAACAUUCAGCCAAGCGAUGGAUUUAUGAAAACUGGAAGAAGAGCUUUCAGCCGACCAAUAACAGCUGCAAAAUCAAACUAAAAACUGUGCAAUGUCCCUCUGCCUCUGCAUCCGGGCCAAGCUUUAAGAAAGGGAAGCUGCCUGUGUCGCCUAGGAGGAGGGCCUCGCAUGGAAAUGUCAAGCUGUCAAAGAGUUUAUAUAAGAAGAAGAGGUCCCUCUCUUGUGAACUGAAAUUUGGAGAGAAGACAAAGGAGGAAAUUCGCACACUAAAAAAGCCUGAGAGACGUAACACUGUAGGUGAAAGCACCAAUGGCAUGCACGAGAACAACGUGUUGAAGUUCAGCGUGUUACCCAACACCUUCACCUUCAAGGAUGGAUCCAGUGGGAGGAAGGAGACCAACAAACCCCUUUCAGACGAGCCGGAUGUUGAUGAAGAAAAAGACCAGAGCCCCAAUAAAGCUGCCAAGAAAGCGAAAGGUUCAUGGUAUCCGAAUGAGAAGAAGUGCAGCCAACCAGCGGCGUGUUCGCCUCCAGAGACCCCCAGUCUCUUCCACAGGUUUCAGAAGAAAUACAUAGAGAAGACUCAGACUUCCAUGUAGCAAUGAAGUGAGACCGCAAACUGCCUUCUCUCAGGAAUGUAUUUUAUUUUAUUUUUUUGUAUUAUUAUUCAAUACAUUUACUCCCAUGACUCUUAGUUAAAUUAUUCCUUUAUAUUUUUGUACUGUAUAUAUUUUGCAUGGAGUAAGUUCUGUUUUGUACGUAACGCUGUGAUUGUUUACAGUGCCCAAUUCCACUUCUGCUACAAAAAAUUUUUACAUGCAACACGAUAAAGUGACAAUUCAUUUUUGUACCUACCUCUUUGUUUGUUUUAGUGAUCAGUAAAUAAAUUCUCUUUAUUUUUUCUUC
This is a messenger RNA of Mugil cephalus (flathead mullet), 4857 nucleotides long. RefSeq lists its product as uncharacterized. The transcript is spliced from 4 exons. Bases 69 to 4550 code for a protein of 1493 amino acids. The record is from RefSeq and is a predicted model, not a curated record. Lineage: Eukaryota; Metazoa; Chordata; Actinopteri; Mugiliformes; Mugilidae.